AUGCCGAAACCUCGUACGGCAACGCUACGAAAGCUUUACGACCCCAGCAGCCCACAAUCUUCAGCUCCCCGAGUUCUUGAUACUGGCGCACUGGUCCUCUACUUUCCCGCUCCCGACACCGUGACUGGCGAGGAUGUGCUCGAGCUGCAUGUCCACGGCGGCCCCGCUAUUGUUCGGUCGGUCUUGGACGCCAUAUUAAGGUGCGGUCCCUUGAUGCACGGAAGAGGAGGAGCACUGAGGCAUGCCGAUCCUGGCGAGUUUACAAAGUGGGCAUUCUACAAUGGCAAAUUGGACCUCACACAGGCUGAAGCGUUGGGGGAAACCCUAGCAGCCGAAACCGAACAACAGCGUCGCUUGGCUGUCAGCGGAGCAGACGGCGGACUUUCUACGAGAUACGAGGAAUGGCGUACCAUGCUGCUAUAUGCUCGAGGAGAGCUAGAGGCUCUGAUCGACUUCUCUGAAGACCAACAUUUCGAUGAGUCGCCGGCUCAGUUUGUAACGUCGAUCUCACAUCAGGUCCGCACUUUGAAGAGACAGAUUGAGCUACAUCUUCAAAAUGCCUCCAAAGGGGAGCUACUGCGUAAUGGCAUCAGCAUAGCUUUGCUGGGUGCACCCAACGCCGGCAAGAGUUCCUUACUCAACCAGAUUGUCGGACGAGAGGCUGCAAUCGUCAGUGCCGAAGAAGGGACCACUCGAGACAUUGUCGACGUCUCGAUCGACCUUGAUGGCUGGCUAUGUCGACUUGGUGAUAUGGCCGGCCUCCGCGCAAUUAGAGCUUCUGGACAGCGGCAGCAACCUGUCGGCUUGGUGGAACAAGAAGGAAUUCGUCGAGCAAGAGAGCGGGCCAUGCGAUCCGACGUGGUUCUGGUACUAUUGUCGAUCGAGCUGGAUAAAGAUGGAAAUCCGCAAGUCCCCGUCAAUGAACAGGUUCUUGAGGCGGUGCAAGAAUGCGGUGCUGCCGGCAAGACUAUUCUCGUCGUCCUAAAUAAGAUUGACCUGCUGGACAUGGAUGACGAUGGACCAAAACAAGAAGCCAUGAGGGUCUUGCAGACACGAACCCGUCAGAUACUUCCAAUGGUCCCUGAGCGGCGGAUAUGCAUGGUGUCCUGCAAAGCCGCGGCGAACAGUCUAGUCGGCGCUGACCCUGGCGGUAUUCAGGCAUUCCUCAGACAACUGACCAGCACAUUCGUGGAAUUGACGACAGCGUCGACCGGCGAAGACAUUGCGAAUCCCAAAAUGACCGCAGCGGAAGCACAGUCCUACUGGGCCACAUCCCUCUCAGUCACGCACCGGCAGACCAGGUACCUGUCGCAGUGCUUACAUCAUCUCGAAGACUUCCUUGCCCAGACGCAAUCUCACCUGCAUACGGAAACACCGGAAAUCUCCGAUUCGUGCAAUCCCGCCACUGGGUAUCGCGCUCGCCGCCACGAUGACUUUGUCGCUCCAAAUAUAGCACAGGCCAACGGAGAUGGAGAGGUGGAUGGUGCAGUCGAUAUCGUGACUGCAGCGGAACAUCUCCGGUUCGCAGCCGACUGCCUGGCCAAGAUUACGGGUAAGGGAGGAUCCGGCGAUGUGGAGGACGUCCUUGGAGUCGUCUUUGAAAAGUGA
Fonsecaea erecta is the source of this 1608-nucleotide messenger RNA. RefSeq names its product tRNA modification GTPase TrmE. The record is from RefSeq and is a predicted model, not a curated record. The transcript has a single exon. Bases 1 to 1608 code for a protein of 535 amino acids. Gene Ontology annotation, biological process: tRNA methylation; tRNA wobble uridine modification. Lineage: Eukaryota; Fungi; Ascomycota; Eurotiomycetes; Chaetothyriales; Herpotrichiellaceae. Gene Ontology annotation, molecular function: protein binding; GTPase activity; GTP binding. Gene Ontology annotation, cellular component: mitochondrion; cytoplasm.